AUUCGUAUAUUUUCAAGUAGCUAUGACUGCCAGUGAUGAAGGUAGGCGACUCUAUACUCGAUUCGACGUCUCAAAUAGUUGUAGGGCUUGAAACGCGAAUGAUCCGCGAUUAUCCAAAAUCGCUUUCCUUCUCCAUGGUGUAUAUCCCCGUAAAUCAUCAAGUGCGGAGAUGAGGAUUGUUUUCCGUCUUCAAACGCCCCACUAUUCAGAUCAAACCGUGAAAGUAUCGGGCUUCAUGCACCUCGAGCUCGCAACAAACACGUACCAAGUUAAUGAGCAGCAUAAAGUUGUGCACAAGAUAUUUACGAUAUUUUUGGUAACGGCUACCUUGUGCAUACAGGCUGUUUCAUUUGCAUAUUGAAUUGAAAGUCACCCAUCGAGCACGACGUUGGU
Messenger RNA from Serpula lacrymans var. lacrymans S7.9, 393 nucleotides. RefSeq lists its product as uncharacterized. NCBI's taxonomy places the organism in Eukaryota, Fungi, Basidiomycota, Agaricomycetes, Boletales, Serpulaceae. The transcript has a single exon. The coding region runs from base 170 to 361 and encodes 63 amino acids. The record is from RefSeq and is a predicted model, not a curated record.